GGCUUUCUGCACGCUCCGUGAACCAGGCAUGCGCACUCCCUCCUUACCAUCCACCCCGCCAACCACGCCCCCGGGGGGCCCGACCUUCCCCACCCAACCUCGGCCGGGGCUGCCUAGACAGAGCUAAUUCCCGGGUUCUGUAAGAGGAAACAGAAAGGAGGAGCCUGUGGAGGGCGGGGCCUCAGGGCCGGAAGGGGCUGCGGUUGCCUAGGGGACGCCUACGGUGCGGCAAGCUCCUAGGCUAGCUCCCUGCAGGCUUUGUGGGCGCUUCGGCUUUCCCGAUCCUCUUGACUUGGGUGGAUGAAUCCCUCCUGCUGGUUUGUAAAAAUUUGAAUCAUCAUUAUGGGAUUGCUGGACAAGCUGUCAGGCUUGCUUGGCCUGAAGAAGAAGGAAGUUCAUGUUCUGUGCCUUGGGCUGGAUAACAGUGGCAAAACAACCAUCAUUAACAAACUCAAACCUUCGAAUGCUCAAACUCAAGACAUAGUUCCAACAAUAGGAUUCAGUAUAGAGAAAUUCAAGACAUCCAGUAUGUCUUUCACAGUAUUUGACAUGUCAGGUCAAGGGAGAUAUAGAAACCUAUGGGAACAUUAUUACAAAGAAGGCCAGGCCAUUAUUUUUGUCAUCGAUAGUAGUGACAGAUUAAGAAUGGUUGUAGCCAAAGAAGAACUUGACAUUCUCCUGAAUCAUCCAGAUAUUAAGCACCGCCGAAUACCAAUUUUAUUCUUUGCUAACAAAAUGGAUCUCAGGGAUGCAGUAACAUCUGUAAAAGUGUCUCAGUUGCUGUCUUUAGAGAACAUCAAAGAUAAACCAUGGCAUAUUUGUGCUAGUGAUGCCAUUAAGGGAGAAGGGUUACAAGAAGGUGUAGACUGGCUACAAGAAAAAACUACAGAAUCAGAUCCAAGCGGUGAAGAUAUGAAAAGAUAAUGAUUAUAAGAUAUGAUGAUGUUCGUAAACUUCAGCAGUUGUUUCAUUUUGAGGCAUGAUUUCUUAAAGCACACUUUGUUAUUUAUGUUUUUAUUUUACACACUGGCUUUGCCUGUGUGUGUGUGUUUAAUAACAUGCAUUAUUCUGUUUGCCUUUAUGGACUCAAGAAGAAUGAGCUUUUUAUUUUUUUAGCAAUAUAACUUCUCAGGUAUGCUGAGGCAAUGAGUUAUAUUCAGACCAAAUCAUCCCUUAGCAGGGACACUAGAAUAAUCAGUCCAUUAAAUGUUUGCAUUCAAUUUUAAUCACUUUUUGGCAUUUUAGUAUACCUAAAAGUAAAAUAUAUGCCAUCUCUACGUGCUGGCUCAAUCUUUUUUUUAAAGUAUCUUUUAUUUUAAAAGAGGUCUCAUUUUUUGUAAUUUAGUACAUGAUGAAACUUUAUGAAUUCUGUUUUUCAGGACUACAGAUGCUCAUAAGGGAUUCUGAUUAUUAGUAUGAAUUGAACUUGUUACUAAGUAUAACAUGUUAUCAUUAAUAAAAUAUGAAAUGAAUGUAUCAACUACUGUGUGUUUGUUUAGGCUGAAAAGCAUGUUGCUCUUUUUAAGAUGGCACCAGAUAACAGCUUGUAUAUUUUAUUGUCAUUUGAAAAGAAGCUAAUAUUUCAAAGAAAAUGUUAUUUAUCUUAAUAUAGUAUGUGGCUUCAUCUCUUUGGCUAAGUAGACAAUUUAAUUUCUGUUCUAGAUUGAAAAAUAUGAUUGUAAGUUAUUUCGUUCCUUGUCUGGCUUUAUGGUUGACUCUGUGUGUCUAAAGACUUUAGUUCUCACCACUGCACUACCACACUGCCUCCUCUUUUGUCACAGAGCUUUUUUAUAAUAGACAAUUAUGAAUCACAAAACUGUAUUGCUUAACUAAGGAAAAUGCAGUAUAUAUACACUUCAGAAUUCUUAUACUUUUGAUUUGAAGAUGCAUGCAAAACAUAAAUCAAAUAUACAAAUUCUCAUAUUUUUGUCACUGAUUUCUCUUCAGUAAACACAUUGACUAAAGCCACUGAAAACACCUUUCACCUGGGAAAUUACACAGCAACUUGUUCACUGAGGAAAUAUAUUUUUAAGGGGGAAAAAUAAUUUUUUUUGCAAGGAAAUGGCCUCAGGUCUGAAGACAUAUUUAUAAAGGAAUUACAUAUGACUGUGUUUAACCUUAUUAAGUGCCCUGAGUUGAGAAAAUAGAAAAACUGAAAAGGAAACCAGAAAAUGUCUAAUAAAGAUAUCAUACAAUGAACUGGAAUCAUGAAAUAGCUUCCUUUGUCUACAGAGACUUUAAAUAAACAACAAUUUCAAAACUAUUAUUAAAUUGUUGAAGUCUUUUCACUAGAGAAAGCAAAUGAGUUUUGAAAAUACGACAGAGCAAUAUUUUCUAAGACUAGCUGACAAAUGUGU
Messenger RNA from Dromiciops gliroides (monito del monte), 2357 nucleotides. RefSeq names its product ADP ribosylation factor like GTPase 6 (gene ARL6). The record is from RefSeq and is a predicted model, not a curated record. Gene Ontology annotation, molecular function: GTPase activity; GTP binding. The transcript has 9 exons. Lineage: Eukaryota; Metazoa; Chordata; Mammalia; Microbiotheria; Microbiotheriidae. Gene Ontology annotation, biological process: cilium assembly; intracellular protein transport; vesicle-mediated transport. Gene Ontology annotation, cellular component: axoneme; cytoplasm. The coding region runs from base 343 to 924 and encodes 193 amino acids.